This is a messenger RNA of Marasmius oreades (fairy-ring Marasmius), 501 nucleotides long. RefSeq lists its product as uncharacterized. The transcript has 3 exons. The record is from RefSeq and is a predicted model, not a curated record. Lineage: Eukaryota; Fungi; Basidiomycota; Agaricomycetes; Agaricales; Marasmiaceae. Bases 1 to 501 code for a protein of 166 amino acids.
AUGGAACACCCUUCCUUCCCCAUGUCUCAAGACGACAACUGGACGUUAUGUUUCCCUCGCGGUUCUUCGACUCCAGUACUCGUAAAGAGUCCUAAACCCGCCUACGUCCCGGCAUACCAUAUCCUUCUCCGAAUGGACCGAUUCGGCUUUUCCGCCAAUAACAUCACCUACCAGGCGUUGGGAGAACAUCCAAGUCUUCGCUACUACGACUUCUACCCCGCACCGUCCAAACCAGAAGAAAACAUAUCACCAGAAACUCACGGUGUAGUUCCCGUAUGGGGCUUCGCCAACGUUCUCGUCUCUUCCCACCCUCAAGUUCAUGUCGGCGAACGACUCUACGGUUAUUUUGCACCUGCGAAAUAUAUCCUCCUUCCUAUCGACCCUACAGAUAUCAAUAAACACGCCAUGUACGUCCCCCGACCACAGUUUCCAUCAGACCGUAGACUAUACCACCAAAUCACCCGUUGCACCACAGACCCUCUCUAUACAGGCCCGAAAUAG